UCCAGUCCUGCCUUCCCUGUUGAGUUCAUCUCCCAUCACCUGCCCAGCUCACCAUCAGUCCAACCCACCUCGUAAAAGGAUGGCUGUGAGUCUCUUAUGGAUGGGGCUUGCCCUGCUUGGAAUACUGCAGGCCCAGGCCCAGACCAGGCCCCAGAUCCCUGCCCCAGACCUGUCCAGAGUCCCUCUGCAGGCUAACUUCCUACCAAAGCAGUUUGCAGGGACAUGGUAUGUGGUUGGCCUGGCAGGGAAUGCCUUUACAAGUGCAAAUCAGGAUCAAUCUAAGAUGUAUACCACAACCUACGAACUACAAGAAGACAAUAGCUACAGGGUCACCUCCACCCUGCUCAGGGGUAAUCAAUGUGACAAAUUUGUGAGGACUUUUGUUCCAAGAGGUCAGCCGGGCCAGUUCACCUUGGGCAACCUCCUGAGCUAUGGAUUGCAGGACUAUGUAGUGAGAGUGAUGAAAACCAACUAUAAUGAGUUCGCCAUGGUGUACUUUCAGAAGAGUGUGGAUAACACUGACUACUUCAAGAUAACUCUGUAUGGGAGAGGUGAGGAGCUGAAACCUGCACUGAAAGAAGAAUUCACAAACCUAGUCAAGUCUUUGGGACUCACUGAAAGAAACGUUUUAUUCCCAGCAAGAGUCGAAGAGUGCAUUCAUGUUAAGGCCUGAUCGAGGUGUCCAAGUCCUGAAAAGACUUCACCUUCCCAGCUUUGAUCAUCAGACAUUCUGAGAUCCACAGCUACCUCCCCCCUCCUCAAGUGGGACUUCUACUUGAAUCAUCUAUCAACAAACAACUGGAGGCCCCUCUUCCAGCCUCUGACUGAUUCUGCAAGCAGAGAUUCCCCUCACCUAUUCCCCCUUUUAAUUGGUAGUAGUGGAAAAAUAAACAGUGUCAAAUACCAA
Trichosurus vulpecula (common brushtail) is the source of this 907-nucleotide messenger RNA. RefSeq names its product lipocalin 12 (gene LCN12). Bases 80 to 673 code for a protein of 197 amino acids. The record is from RefSeq and is a predicted model, not a curated record. NCBI's taxonomy places the organism in Eukaryota, Metazoa, Chordata, Mammalia, Diprotodontia, Phalangeridae. Gene Ontology annotation, molecular function: small molecule binding. The transcript has 7 exons.